Messenger RNA from Oncorhynchus gorbuscha (pink salmon), 4242 nucleotides. Its product is annotated as synapsin-3-like. Lineage: Eukaryota; Metazoa; Chordata; Actinopteri; Salmoniformes; Salmonidae. The coding region runs from base 15 to 1760 and encodes 581 amino acids. The transcript has 14 exons. Gene Ontology annotation, molecular function: ATP binding. Gene Ontology annotation, cellular component: synaptic vesicle membrane; synaptic vesicle. Gene Ontology annotation, biological process: neurotransmitter secretion. The record is from RefSeq and is a predicted model, not a curated record.
UUGCAGCUCCCAGCAUGCAUUGUGGGAUACAAAGGAGACUGGUGGAUUCUGAAGCGCGAGCUGGUGAGGAUUGUGACACGAGCGCAAGGGGAGCAUCAUCCAAACACUUUGUGUUACCAGAUACCCAGCUGGCCUCAACGAACGACCCACCAGUUACCAUGAACUACCUACGCAGGCGUCUGUCCGACAGCAGCUUUGUGGCCAACCUCCCCAACGGCUACAUGAUGGACCUGCAGAGUGGGCCUCGCCCCACCCCGCCCUCUUCCACCUCCAAUCCCGCCUCCCCAGCCACAGAGAGGCGAACGCCCCCCAGCCUGCCACCACAGGUCCCGGCCUCGGGCUCGGCCCCGGCCCCGACCCCGACCCCCGGGGGUUUCCUGAGCUCCUUCUCCAGUGUGGUGAAGACCGCCCAGUUGGCACAGAACGCUGCAGCAGCAGCCAAGGCUUCUGCGGCGGCGGCGGAAGCUGCCAAACCUGUCAUACGGAAGCCCAAGAUUCUAUUGGUCAUCGACGACCUGCACACAGACUGGGCCAAGUAUUUCCGAGGGAAGAAGUUGAACGGGGAGUACGACAUCCGGGUGGAGCAGGCGGAGUUCUCCGAGAUCAACCUGGCUUCGUACAUGAACUCUGGGUGUAUGAUUGAUAUGCAGGCCAUAAGAGGAGGAACCAAAGUGGUCAGAUCCUUCAAGCCAGACUUUGUCCUGAUUCGCCAGCAUGCCUACAGCAUGACCCCGGGUGAAGACUUCAGGAGCCUGGUGAUUGGCCUUCAGUACGGGGGAGUCGCCAGCAUCAACUCCCUGCUCUCCAUCUACAACUUCUGCAGCAAACCCUGGGUGUUUUCCCACAUGAUUAAGCUCUACCACUCCCUGGGCCCAGAGAAGUUCCCACUGAACGAACAGACCUUCUACCCCAACCACACACAGAUGGUGACGACACCAACGUUCCCUGUGGUGGUCAAGAUGGGUCAUGCCCACGCCGGCAUUGGCAAGAUCAAAGUGGAGAACGAACUUGACUUCCAGGAUAUUACCAGUGUGGUGGCGCUGGCCAGAACCUAUGCCACCUCUGAGCCAUAUGUCCUGUCCAAGUACGACAUCAGGAUCCAGAAAAUCGGCAACAACUACAAGGCCUACAUGAGGACGUCCAUCUCCGGCAACUGGAAGGCUAACACAGGCUCAGCCAUGUUGGAACAGAUCGCUAUGACGGACAGAUAUCGUCUGUGGGUGGACUCCUGUGCCGAGAUGUUCGGGGGACUUGAUAUCUGUGCCGUGAAAGCCGUCCACGGAAAAGAUGGCAAUGACUACAUUAUCGAGGUGAUGGACAGUUCCAUGCCUCUGAUUGGUGAGCACGUGGAGGAGGACAGGCAGCUGAUCACUGAUCUAGUGAUCAAUAAGAUGUGUAGCGUGCUGCUCGGUAUCAACACACCACAGCCCAGUGCUGUGAAGCCACAGACUACCCAGCCAAGAAGGGCCCAAGGUGGGCAUCGCUCUGGCUCUGGUUCUCCCUCCCAGUCAGCUCAGGGUUCUCCUCAGCGAGCCCGCUCAGCUAACACCUCUCCCAGCCAGGCCUUCCAGCCAGGACCCAUCCCACCUCCCGCCGCCACCGGCCCUGGCUCCCAGAAACAACCACCUCAACUGAACAAAUCACAGUCGCUCACCAACACCUUCACUGAGACCCUGAAGGGGAACGCCACGGACGAUGAGGCCAAGGCAGAGACCAUCCGCAGCCUGCGCCAGUCCUUCGCCAGCCUCUUCUCCGACUAACUUCAAGGCUCCCCAUAUCCAUCCGCCUACUGUCAGCCAUUGGCCUCCAGAAGAAGUCCAAGAUACCAUUAUUUUACAGGGCGCGCGCUCAGUCAACCCACAGAGCGGGAUCUUCCUGUCCACCACUUCCUACUUCCUGUUCUUACCCAUAAAUGGCAGGUUGAGAGCGUCCACCUCUCAGAAUCAUCCGUCUUUUUUUUUCUUUUUUUUAAUACUACAUUAGGCUAUAGUUCAUCUAGUACUGCUUGGUUGGUGUAGUUGAGAUGUAGGUUUGCAUUCAAUUUGUUCAUCUGAUUAAUUCUUUUGGUCAUAUUUGUGUUUUAUCAACUUCAAGGAUCUUGAUAUACUUUGGGAGAUAAAGGCAAUAUUACAGUAUUUAUAAAUGACCAAUAAUAGUGUAUGAGCCAGGUUUACCAGCAAUGCUUAGCAUUUUGCCAGUGUCAUUUCAUAGAAAUACGAUUGCCAUGUCUUGUAGACCCAUACAUAUUGAUUGGCUGAUAUUACAAUAUAAUGAUUUGCGAUUUUGCUUUGGCCUUUGAGUAACAAAGUAUUUUUGAUUUAAAAUUCCUUGCAUUAGGUCAAGAUAGUUUAGGCUAUAUACUGUACCUGUCAAUUUGCAAUUAUACGAGGUGGAAAUAUUAUCUUAAGUCUUCCAUCACAGACAAUUCUUCCCUAAGUUCUAAGCAUUUAUGAACUAUCCAGUGUAAAUAGCACUAUGAACAUUUUAUUUAUUAUUAUUAUUGGGCAUUUGAUUCACUACUAUUCCCUUGCUGUGUAUUGAAAGGUGGGAAUUAUGUACAUAACACAGAGAAGAAGAGCUGACGUCUUUGCUUCAAUGGUUAUAAGAUCAGUUACCUUUUAAUUCUGUACAUACCGUAAGGUUGCAAAUACUCCUGGGAGAAUUACAUUUACUUCUGAUCCUUGGGUUUUGAAGCGUUGUCGACCUAAGAAUAGACAUGAUUUGCAAUGUGUUGGUAUGUCUAUAGCUUGUAUCCACUUCAGGAAAAGACAGUCGUCUUGUAAUACUCAGAAUAUGUGCAUAUGUGGUAGCUAUCUACGCUAACGACACUAUCUGAUAGCUGAGUGUCCAUAUUAUCCCACCUCCCCAUCUCAUUAUAAUAGAGAAGGACAGACCAAUCACAUGACUGGAUUGUUUGUUCUUUAGGGUAACAUUUUUGACUGGUAUGAAAAAUGCCAAUUCUAUUUCAUGGAUUGAAUAUUAUUGUCCCCAUACUUUCUUUAGUAAUUGCACUUCAAGUCGCACGAUCAGCAAUAUGGGUGAAAUGAAACUCUCUCCAUCUUGAUUUAAAUGCAUUUUUAAACAGUUAAGAUUGUAUUUUCACUUUCAAACUAUUUAUUGUCCUAAACAUAUAUGCCAAUCAUAGUAAGGUAUUAUUAUCAAAAUGGACCAAAUGAUAUGUUUGUAUUGUAAAACCUGUGUGUUUGAUUUAUUUUGUCUGUUGAAUGUGAAAUGCUUCUACAAUUCAAAGUACCGACUACUAUGAAAAGCCAUAACAAAACAAUGAUUUACUGAAAAUCUGUUUUUUUUUGUUUACUCGUUAUCACUGUGAGUGUUAGUUACGCUUCUAACGAUUCAAUCAUUUUGCUUUUACGAUUGUUGAUUUAUGGUGUACAUAGGUAUAAUGCUGUAAGCUUGUGAAUGCCACACAUCCAUAGUGAUUUAUUUAGUCAUUUGUUAAUUGACCAUUUUCAGUAAGCAAAUAAUGUUAAAGACACUGAAGAAAUUCAGAAUUGAGUGGUGAGGUCAUCUAGUAACUACCUCAAUUCCAGCAAGCUGUGCUGCUAAUAGUAGUUACCACUAAUACUCUGAAGUGGGUGGAAUUAAGACAAAAAAAAAACAAAUGGCUUUCACUUGACCUAAUCUGUAUGUCUGCAUGUAAUCCUACAAUUUUAAUCCUAAUGUUCAUACAGUAAAUUUGAUGUACUGUCACUCAAGUAGUUAUUUCCUGUAAGUAAAAGGCAAUAGACCCAUAAAUGAGUCUAUCUACGGUCAAUAACUAAAUGAAUAUGACAUGGUUUUCAUAUCAUGAUUUACAUUUACAUGUCAUUGCAAUGGAGAACUAACGGCAAUAGCCCUUAAAAAAUGUAUGCUUAUUAAAGGUUGCCCUAUGCCAUUCCACAGAUGCUCAGAAGUCAUCUACACCAGCGUUGAAUAGCCGUCCUCAUCUCUUAUUUUCUGAUCUAACAGAACCUACUGUCACAUAUCCUCUUGUGAUGAGCAUCUGCUGGAAGGCAUUGUGUGCCCCCCUGUGUGUUACUGAUAUACGUGUGGCAUGAAAACUGACCCCUGGUGUGCCUCUGGUGUAACAAUAUUGUCAUGUAAAUAGUUGCUGUUGUCUGGCUGCUUAUACUGUAUGAAGUGUGUGAUGCAUAAUGUGUGGUAGUGUUAUAGAUGCAAGUUAUUUUAACAUUGUUUUGUUAUUUUGUUCAGUUUUUAUUAAAAGUGACAUAUUUUAUUACA